This is a messenger RNA of Fonsecaea multimorphosa CBS 102226, 1560 nucleotides long. RefSeq lists its product as uncharacterized. The record is from RefSeq and is a predicted model, not a curated record. Lineage: Eukaryota; Fungi; Ascomycota; Eurotiomycetes; Chaetothyriales; Herpotrichiellaceae. Gene Ontology annotation, molecular function: transmembrane transporter activity. Gene Ontology annotation, biological process: transmembrane transport. The transcript has 5 exons. The coding region runs from base 1 to 1560 and encodes 519 amino acids. Gene Ontology annotation, cellular component: membrane.
AUGGCUGAUGUGGAGAAACCAGAAGCCAUACAGGCUGAUGAAACGCCCAAGCAAGCAGACGAUGCAGUAACUGAGCUCAAAAAAACCAUCACGGUUGACACACUUCAUAACGAUGAGGCUAUGAAAGUCCUUGUUGCUUAUACUGGUGAGGAAACGUGGGAUGAGAAGGAGGAAAAGAAAGUCCAGAGGAAGAUCGAUCGCCGGCUGCUUCCCAUUCUCUGCGCUACGUACGGGUUGCAGUAUUAUGACAAGGCGAUGCUCUCGCAAGCGGCACUUUUUGGGCUUCGCACUGAUCUCGAACUCGAAGUCGGCAAUCGCUAUUCUUUCUCUGCGUCAAUCUUUUAUCUGGGCUUCAUCGUCGGUGCCUACCCUGCUAUUGUCAUGGCACAGCGCUUUCCCAUUGAACGAGUUGCUUCAGGUAUCGUCUGUGUUUGGGGAAUUUGCUUGAUGUGCACUGCUGCUUGCCACAACUGGCAGGGCCUCUACGCCCAGCGAUUCUUCUUGGGGCUUCUGGAAUCCGGAAUCAGUCCCAUGUUUAUGUUGGUGGUGGGUCAGUUUUACAAGAAGAACGAGCAGGCGCUGCGGAUGGGCGCCUGGUAUUGCUGCACCGGUUACGUCUCGAUUGUGUCCCCAUUGAUCAACUACGGUCUCGGCCACAUCCACGGUUCCCUCUCCCCUUGGCGCUAUAUGUACUUGGUCGCUGGAGCUAUUACCAUCAUCUGGUCUGUGGUUAUCCUCUUCUUUAUGCCUCCUGACCCUAUCCGCGCACGGGGCUUUAACGAGCGGGAACGAUACAUCGCUGUAGCCCGCUUACGCAUCAACAACGCGGGCGUCCGCAACACCCAUUUCAAAAAGGAACAACUUUGGGAACUCCUCCUCGACGUGAAGUUCUGGAUUGUCUUCUCAAUGGCGUUCCUCAUCAUGAUCGCGAAUGGACCCGUUUCGACCUUCACUCCGAUCAUCAUUGCCAGUUUUGGGUUCAAUACUCUAAAUUCGCUGCUGCUGGUCAUGCCCGCCGGUGCGAUCAUCGGAACUGUAGAAUGGGUCGCACCUUAUAUCGCGUACAAGUUUCCAGGCAUGCGAGCCUAUUUGGUGACCAUUUGCGAGAUGGGCACGAUCUUGGCGAGUCUUCUGCUUUGGUUGUUGCCUAGAGAUGCCACCGGCGGAUUGCUGUUUGGAGCUUACACCCUGGCGAGCUUUGGAGGUGGCUAUGCGGUGUUGAUGGGCAUGCAGAUUGCCAAUACAGCUGGGUAUACGAAGAGGAGUUUGGCGAGUUCGGGCAUCUUUGUGGGCUAUUGUCUGGGCAACUUCGUCGGGCCUCUCCUCUUCAAGCCCGAGGACGCUCCCAGGUACGCACCGGGCUUUACCGCCGUCGUCAUCACUUCGGCGAUCGCCGCCGCCCUGUCCAUCGUGUAUCGCUUCAUCUGUGUCUGGGAGAAUAAGAAGCGGGACAAGGCGGGCACAAUGGAGGCGUUCGAGCAUGCCUACGAGGACGAUUUGACGGACAGAAAGGUUUUGGCGUCAAUGCUGCAGAAUCCGCAAUUCAGAUACACGCUCUAA